AUGAUUUUAGAUAAAGUGGAGGAAAAACCUGAUGUCACAUACAGUGACGUUGGUGGCUGUAAGGAACAGAUUGAGAAAUUGCGAGAAGUAGUUGAAACCCCAUUACUUCAUCCAGAGAGAUUUGUUAACCUUGGUAUUGAGCCUCCAAAGGGUGUGCUGCUGUUUGGUCCCCCUGGCACAGGCAAGACACUCUGUGCUAGGGCAGUUGCCAAUAGGACUGAUGCUUGCUUCAUUCGAGUUAUUGGAUCUGAACUUGUACAGAAAUACGUUGGUGAGGGGGCUCGAAUGGUUCGUGAGCUCUUUGAAAUGGCCAGAACAAAAAAAGCUUGCCUCAUCUUCUUUGAUGAAAUUGAUGCCAUUGGAGGGGCUCGGUUUGAUGAUGGUGCUGGAGGAGACAAUGAAGUGCAGAGAACAAUGCUGGAAUUGAUAAAUCAGCUGGAUGGUUUUGAUCCUCGAGGCAACAUUAAAGUGCUGAUGGCCACUAACAGACCUGAUACUUUGGAUCCAGCACUGAUGAGGCCAGGAAGAUUGGAUAGGAAGAUUGAAUUUAGCUUACCUGAUUUAGAGGGUCGGACUCACAUCUUUAAGAUUCAUGCUCGUUCAAUGAGUGUUGAAAGAGAUAUCAGAUUUGAAUUGCUAGCACGCCUUUGUCCAAAUAGCACUGGAGCUGAGAUUAGAAGUGUCUGUACAGAAGCUGGUAUGUUUGCAAUUCGAGCACGGCGAAAAAUUGCUACUGAGAAAGAUUUCUUGGAAGCUGUAAAUAAGGUCAUUAAGUCUUAUGCCAAAUUUAGUGCUACUCCCCGCUACAUGACAUACAAUUGAGCCCCAAAGCCUUUCAAAUGAAACACUUCUUUUAGUUGGAAUCUUAAGCUUAUAUAGACUUGUUAAUAACCACCUUCCAGAAAAAUAAAUAAAUGAUUUCAAAAUUGUAUUCUUUCUUCCACAUCUCUUUUUCUCUGUAGUAUAUAAGAGGUGAUACUUAGUGUCAUUAGGCAGAAAAGUUUGUUGCAAUGUAUGUUGACUGACUUUUGGUCCUACCAUUUAAAGUUUUCAAAUAUAAACUGCUUAGACCAUGUAUAUUCUUAGCUUCUGCUCGCUAGGUGGUGUGCAUAUAUUAUCCCAUUUUAUCCUCCCAUCUGCCCAGUGAAGAAAAUGAAAUAGCUCUUAAGUUAAUAGAUACAGAUAUUUUCCUCCCUAAUUUACCUGUAGUGGCAGGGCUGGCAUUCAAGUCCAAGUUUGUUAGCUUCAUUACUUAUGUUUUAUUAUGCUCUUCUGCUGCUUAUCAAAAUGAUUCAUCUAGGCAUAUGACCACAUGCAUUGCAAUAGUUUUCUCCCACCACAUCCAAUAAUGAAGUCUUGGCCAAACCUUUUUAAAAGUGAAAGAAGCACUUGAUGUAUUUUGCUUUGCCACUUGAAUUGGUAAUUUUAAUGAACAGCGAAAUGAUUGUAGAUAAAGUAGAAAAAUGUACACGUAAUUUAAUUUAGAAAACCCAGAAUUGGUUUCUUACAGAAGUGACUAUUUUUGUUUUAUAAACAGUGGUUUGGUACUUUGACUAUGCUCUGGUUGUACUUCUUGACUAUAAUGAGUUAUUUUUAAAGUAAAAGUUGUAUCACA
This is a messenger RNA of Castor canadensis (American beaver), 1615 nucleotides long. Lineage: Eukaryota; Metazoa; Chordata; Mammalia; Rodentia; Castoridae. The record is from RefSeq and is a predicted model, not a curated record.